AUGCAGUUUCUCAAGUUCUUGCUUCCGCUCGUCACCAGUGCAGCUUUCUUAGCGGCGCAACCACUAGAUGAAAGAGCUAUCUCUUCGAGCUGGGCUGGAGUCAACUCGUACUUUCUUCAUGCAUAUCAGAAGUAUGAGCAUGCUGUACUUGACGCUGUCAAAGAUGCUAAGCUCAAGACGCUGCGCAUAUUCAUCUCGCACACGCUUCAGAACAACAAGGAUACUGGCUCAGUCAAUAUGCCCGAUAUCGAGCCACAGCAGGUUGGCACAUACGAUGACACUCAGCUGCGCGCCAUCGAUCAACUGAUGGUUGAGACCCAUGACCGAGGCAUCAAACUGGUCAUCGCUAUGCAUGACCGCUACCAAUUAGGUUGCUGGGGAAAUGAUACAUACAUGUCGAAAUACAAGCUUCCUGCCGUUGACUGUGCGAAGACCUCUGCCGCUCAGAACGAUGUGACGUUCUUUUACCAGGACGCAUCGCCAAUUUACGACUUCGACAAUCGCCUCACGCACAUCCUUCAACACAAGAACCAGUUGGUCUCAGGUGCACCGCAGUGGAAGGAUCUAUCGGACUACAUAUUCGCGUUCAACAUUCAGAACGAAGGACAAGGGCAUCUGCGCAACAAUAUUGCACCUGCACCAAAUUGGUGGUGUGAUCGAAGCAAGAAAAUGCGAAGCGUGAUGGGAAAUAGUGCAAUUCUAAUAUCAACAGGCAAGUGUACCACCCGAAUCCUUCCAACGCUCCGUACUCUGGAUAUCAUCAUACUAACUGCUUCCUUCUUAGGUGGUGGGAACGAAUUUCCCAACUCCGACAUUCCCGAAAACUGGAGCUGCGCAACCCUCGACCUCGUCGACAUUCACUCCUACAGCGGCGCAUCUGAAUGGCGCAACAAAGCGCCCAUCGCACUGCAGCACGCUCAGGCUGCCAAGAAACUCGUGCUUUUCGAGGAAUUCGGUGCUAUCGGUUCCGACAAGGCGAGCGUUGUAGGUCAGCAUAUCGAUAUCUUCAAUGGACUCAAGGUGCCAUGGAUGAUUUGGCAGAUCAACAAGCCGGGCAAAGGUGCUGCAGACUAUGAGUUUUGGACGAAUGAAGAUACGUUCGCGGUGGUCAAGCAGGGGUCGGCCAAGGCAUUGAGUAUUGCUGCGGCUCAGACGUUUCCUAAUCUCGCCUAA
Messenger RNA from Alternaria atra, 1173 nucleotides. RefSeq lists its product as uncharacterized. The transcript has 3 exons. Bases 1 to 1173 code for a protein of 390 amino acids. Lineage: Eukaryota; Fungi; Ascomycota; Dothideomycetes; Pleosporales; Pleosporaceae. Gene Ontology annotation, molecular function: hydrolase activity, hydrolyzing O-glycosyl compounds. The record is from RefSeq and is a predicted model, not a curated record.